GUUGGGGGGGGGGGGGGGGGGGAACGGGCGGGACGGGACGGGCCCCGCGGGCCCCACGGUCCCCACGGUCCCCGGCUCCGCGGGCCCGGCGCGGCCGCGCUCGGAUUAUGAGGGAGCCAUGAGCCCGCUGCGGGGCUGGCUGCUCGCCGCGCUCCUCUCGCUCACCCCGCGGGCAGGUCCCGCGCAGGCCGGCUCGCUGCCGCGGAGGCUCCCCCGGGCCGGAUGGCAGGACGGGCGGGUCGUUUCCCAAAUCACCCACCCCAGCAGGUUGGUGGGGCAGAGCUCGGGGGGAGAAGUCCAGAAGCAUCAGCUGGAUACCAGGGUCAGGAAUGAGCCUGGAGGAGGAGGAGGCCCCGGGCUGCACCUGGCACGGGUGAGCUUCGUGGUGCGCGCCUUCGGCUCGGCCUUCACCCUCGACCUCCAGCUGAACCACCACCUCCUCGCAUCCCACUACGUGGAGCGGCACGUUGGCACGAGCAGCAACGGCAGCCACAGCACGGGCGCGGGGGAGCACUGCUACUACCAGGGCCGGAUCCGGGGGCAGCCCCGCUCCUUCGUGGCUCUCUCCAGCUGCCAGGGCCUGCGCGGGGUCUUCUCAGACGGCCGAGCCACCUACCUGAUCGAGCCCCAGGUGGGCGCUGAGCACGGGCAGGGCCUUCGACCACACGUCAUCCAGCGUGUCCCCAGCUGCGCCCGACUGGGCUGCCUCUUCCCUGCGCUGAACCAGCGCGUCGCGGGCGGAUUACCAAAGCUGCGGCGGCGGCGGCAGGUACGCCGAGCCCAGCACACGGUUCACAGCGAGACCAAGUACAUCGAGCUGGCAGUGGUGAACGACCACCAGCUGUUCCUGCAGCUCCGCAAGUCCGUGGUUCUCACCAGCAACUUCGCCAAGUCCGUGGUCAACCUGGCUGACAUGAUCUACAAGGAGCAGCUCAACACCCGCAUCGUGCUGGUGGCCAUGGAGACGUGGGCCGCGGAGGACCGGAUCCGGAUGGGGGAGGACUCCCUGGAGACCCUGAACGAGUUUGUGAAGUACCGGCGCGAGGGGCUGGCGGAGCAGAGCGACACCGUCCACCUCUUCUCGGGUCGGACGUUUCAGAGCAGCCGCAGCGGCACUGCCUUCGUGGGGGGCAUCUGCUCGCCGGCCCGCGCCGGGGGUGUCAACGAGUACGGCAACGUGGCGGCCAUGGCGGUGACGCUGGCGCAGACGCUGGGGCAGAACGUGGGCAUGAUGUGGAACAAGCACCGCGCGGCCGCAGGGGACUGCCGGUGUCCGGACUCGUGGCUGGGCUGCAUCAUGGAGGACACAGGGUACUACCUCCCGCGGAAGUUCUCCCGCUGCAGCAUCGACGAGUACAACCAGUUCCUGCAGGACGGCGGCGGCAGCUGCCUCUUCAACAAACCCCUGAAGCUCUUGGACCCUCCGGAGUGCGGCAACGGCUUCGUGGAGGCGGGCGAGGAGUGCGACUGCGGCUCGCUGGCGGAGUGCGCGAGGAGCGGGGGCAACUGCUGCAAGAAGUGCACGCUGACCCACGACGCCAUGUGCAGCGACGGGCUGUGCUGCAAAGGCUGCAAGUACGAGCCGCGCGGCGUGUCCUGCCGGGAGGCCGUGAACGAGUGUGACAUCCCCGAGAGCUGCACCGGGGACUCCAGCCAGUGUCCCCCCAACCUCCACAAGCUGGACGGCUACUUCUGCGAAAAUGAGCAGGGACGAUGCUACGGCGGGCGCUGCAAAACCAGAGACCGGCAGUGCAACGUGCUGUGGGGCCGCGGCUCGGCCGAGCGUUUCUGCUAUGAGAAGCUCAAUGUGGAGGGGACGGAGAGGGGCAACUGCGGGCGCGAGGGCCUGGGCUGGCUGCAGUGCAACAAGCAGGACGUCCUCUGCGGCUUCCUCCUCUGCGCCAACAUCUCGGGCGCACCCCGGCUGGGCGAGCUCAGCGGCGAGAUCGCCGCCACCACCUUCUUCCACCAAAACCGCUACGUGGACUGCAGGGGAGGCCACGUGCAGCUGGUGGACGGCUCGGACCUGAGCUACGUGGAGGACGGGACGCCCUGCGGGCCCGGCAUGCUGUGUCUCGACCGCAAAUGCCUUCCAGCCACGGCCUUUAACUUCAGCUCCUGCCCCGGCAGCUGGGACGGGAAGAUCUGCUUUGACCACGGGGUUUGCAGCAACGAGGGCAAGUGCAUCUGCCGGGCCGAGUGGACGGGGAAGGACUGCAGCGUCUACGACCCCAUCCCCGAGCCGAAGCCGACGGGGGAGACGGAGCGAUACAAGGGUCCCAGUGGCACCAAUAUCAUUAUCGGCUCCAUCGCGGGGGCCGUGCUGGUGGCUGCCAUCGUCCUAGGGGCAGGCUGGGGAUUUAAGAACAUCCGCCGAGGAAGGUCCGGGGGGGCCUGAGUGGGGCCGCUCUGUCCCACCUCCUCCCCCCCCUCUCCCAGCACCUCAUUAACAGCAAUUAAAUGGGGCGCCGCUGCCGAGAGUCCGGCCAAGGAGGAGAGCAGGGGGUGGGGGGGGGCACCCGGGACCUAACCCCCCUCCCUGACCCCCCCCCCCCCACCACGAAUGUACGGGCCCCCCCGGCCCCCGCCGCGGGGCUGGCGGCACUCCCAGCACCGGGAUGAAUGUACCCGAUGGGGCGAGCAGGGACCGCCCCCCCCCCAGCCCUGCAUCCCCCCUCCAUCAGCAUCUUCCAGCUUCGGGGCCUGGGUCCCCCAAAGGGCAGGCCAGUGUACCCCAGGAUGAGGCCAGUGUACCCCAGUCCCAGGCCAGCACCCCCGCCCAGUGCAGGGCCUGGGAGUCAUGUGUCGUGUCCCCCCCCCCCCAGAUGACAGGUCUGGGAUGGGGUCCAUGGGGGCCAGAGCUGCACCCCCAGAUGUGCCCCCCUCCAAAAAAGCAGCUCUGCAGCCCCCCAUGUGGGGGGUGGGUGUGUGUCCCCCCCAAACUCUAUCCUGCCCCCAAAUGUCAUGGCUGCACCCAUCCAGCCAUGGGCCCCCGAUGUCCCCAGGGGUGGGGCAAGGACUGUCCCCCCCGCCGCUUCCCCAGCUCAGGCAGGUGAACCCCAAACUGGUGGCACUGGGGGGGGGCAGUGGCAGCAGCUCCCACCCGGGGGGUGCUGGGGUACAGGGUGAGCCCCGGGCUGGUGGGACAUGUCACCCCCGUCCCCACGGCAUGUGGCAGAUGUCACCUUGCAUGGGGGGGCUCCACAGGGCCACCCACCCCACGGCACCACAGAGCACUGGGGGCCCCCACGCUGGUCCCCUCAACCACUGGUGACACUUAGCAUGGGGACACACACACAACACGCACACCCCCCCCACCCCUGGUGACACUCAACCUGUGGGUAUGUGUGGGGACACUCAGCAGGGGGGCAAAGGGGGACGACACCCCCAUGCCCAUGGUGGGGUGGGGGUGUCCCCUCUGUGUCCUCCCUUGCCCAGUGUCCCCGCCCGCCACGGAGGCAGAGGGUGACCCAGGGUGUCCCCAGGCCGAGGCACACGGUGGCCCCCAGCGUUGUGUGACAGCCCAGCUGGGCACCCGCAGCACCCAUGGGCGCCUUGGCGGUGGUGGCACCAGACAGGGGACGGGGCACGGCUGUGCCAGCAUGCUGGGAGGUGACAGUGGGACAGGGGGGUGGCUGGAUGUCCCCAGGCUUGGCUUUGGUGGUGGCCUGAUGUAUCGGUGACAGGCUGAUGGGGCCUGGGGCCACCACGGGCACACGGUGGGGGUCUAGACCAACCCCCCCCGCCUCUAUCCCUGUCACCACGAUGUCCCCACAGCUGUCACGGCCACAGCACCGGGGUGGUCCCCAAGGUGAGGGAAUGCCUCUGUUUCAGAGCGAGAAGCCACCUUUGUCAUUGGGUUUGGGGACAUUAAUAUAUAUAUAUAUAUAAAUAUUGGGGUUUUUUUCUUAAUGAUUUUAACGCUGUAAGGUCAAGUGGUGCCGCUGGUGCUGCCAUGGACGCGCCAGGGAGGGCCCAUGGCCGGGAUGGGGGGUGCACCCGGUGCUUCCAGAGCCAAGAGAGCAAAACAGCCCCCCCAGCCCCCCCCCCCCCCCCACCCCCAGCAGGCUGAGCCCCAUCCCAGCACGUGGCCGGGGACAAGCACACCGGGGCGGCAGCAAACCCCCCGCCCCGAACCCCAGCGCCAUCCCGCACCCACCGCCUCGCUCCGCGCUACCGCCCGCAGCCGGGAUGGGGGCCCUGGGGUCGUGGGGGGUGGGACCGUUGCCCCCCCCCCCCCCCCCCCCCCCCCCAAAACCCCUGCGCCUUGCCUCGCGCUCCCGCUUUGCACGCGCCAGGGAGCUGCCGCUGCCGCUGCCGGAGAUGCCGUGUGCUCCUCGCUCGGCCCCGGCUCCGGCCCCUGGGAAGCCUCCUGCAAUGCCGCAGAAAUUUAUUUACAAUAAAGAUUUGGAAAAUGA
Tyto alba (common barn owl) is the source of this 4418-nucleotide messenger RNA. It is a transcript of the gene ADAM11, whose product is annotated as ADAM metallopeptidase domain 11. The record is from RefSeq and is a predicted model, not a curated record. NCBI's taxonomy places the organism in Eukaryota, Metazoa, Chordata, Aves, Strigiformes, Tytonidae. Gene Ontology annotation, molecular function: metalloendopeptidase activity. Gene Ontology annotation, biological process: proteolysis.